Messenger RNA from Dermochelys coriacea (leatherback sea turtle), 2817 nucleotides. Its product is annotated as zinc finger protein 436-like. The transcript is spliced from 5 exons. Gene Ontology annotation, cellular component: nucleus. The record is from RefSeq and is a predicted model, not a curated record. Gene Ontology annotation, biological process: central nervous system development; regulation of transcription by RNA polymerase II. Gene Ontology annotation, molecular function: DNA-binding transcription factor activity, RNA polymerase II-specific; RNA polymerase II cis-regulatory region sequence-specific DNA binding. The coding region runs from base 610 to 2274 and encodes 554 amino acids. NCBI's taxonomy places the organism in Eukaryota, Metazoa, Chordata, Testudines, Dermochelyidae.
CUAGCCAAGUGAUAAGAAUACACCUCAAUUCUUAGAGUAUAGGCCUUUACAGCCAGGCCUGCAUAUCUAUAUCCUAACACUAGCUAAUGCAGAUUAGUUACCCCAUGUGAAAAACACCCAUUGUCUUAUAGUCACAGACUAAGCUGCUGACUCUGAUGUUAAAUGACCUGUUAUUGUUCAUGGGCUGAAAACUCUGAUACUGAUUGUGUGUCUACUGCUUCUUCUCCUGUGCCAGGUGCUGCAUCUGCAUGUCUGUGCCCAUUUCUGUGGGUGUCAUGGAAAACAAAUUGCAAUCUUCAAAAGUAAAAGAAUUAGCAGAGUCUCCCCCAGCCCCUCUCACCACUUUCUCUUAUUUCCUUCCAUUUACUUCUUCUGGGCUUGUCUGUGUGGUCUGCUGUUAAAGGUGUGAAGUUAAUCAACAUGAAUUUCAGAGCUUUAAACCCCUGUGUGGACGCUCUCAGUCAAAAGUAAGGUGGCCUUAAUUUUGACAUUGGCAGUCAGGACAACCAGGCAGAGACUUUCCCCCAAACACUACAAAUCAUCAGGCUGAGGAAUCACGUCCAUAUUUCUCUCCAGAUCGGUCCGUCUUCCAGGAGACGGGGAAGGGAAAUGGCUGUGAUGGAGCCAGCUCAGAUGCCGGUGACCUUUGAGGAGGUGGCUGUGUAUUUCACCCCGGGGCAGGGGGCUCUGCUGGACCCUGCUCAGAGAGCCCUCUACAGGGACGUCAUGCAGGAGAACUAUGAGACGGUGACCUCGCUGCGAUUCCCACUUCCCAAACCUGAGCUGAUCUCCCGCCUGGAACGAGGGGAAGAGCCGUGGGUCCUGGAUCUCCAGGUCUCCGAGGAAAGAGAGAGCCUGAGAGGGGCCUGCACAGCAGGUGCUGAGCGAGUGAGUGAGAAGGAGGAGGGGAGUCAUCAGAAAGUGCUUGGGGAAGUGAAACCACAGGGGACCUUUGUGGGAAGAGUUGAAGGGAAUUUUUCCCAGUGCGGGGAACAAGGAGAAACCUGGGGAAAUUGGCACAGGUCAGAGAACCUUCAGGGAAACCACCCAAGGAAAAAACUGGAUGAAUCUAUUAAAUGUGGGGGAGGAGACAAGGAUCCCACAAUCCAGCAGACAAAUCCCAAGGAAGACACAUCCUGUCACUGUCUGCAGUGUGGGAAAGGAUUCAUUCUGAGAUCACAGCUUCUUACACAUCAGAGAAUCCAAACUGCAGAGAAACCUCUUCAAUGCUUGGACUGUGGGGAAAGCUUCAAGAAUCGCUCAGACCUGAAUAACCAUGGGAGAAGCCACACAGUAGAGAGAGCCUCUCAAUGCCUCAAGUGCGGAAAAUGUUUCAUUUGGAAGUCAGAAUUACUUAGACAUCAGUUAAGCCACACAGGAGAGAGACCCCAUAAGUGCUUGGACUGUGGGAAAAGUUUCAUACAGAGGUCAGACCUUCUUAAACAUCAGGCAAUCCACACAGGAGAGAGACCCCAUAAGUGCUUCGACUGUGGGAAAAGUUUCAUACAGAGGUCAGACCUUUUUAAUCAUCAGGCAAUCCACACAGGAAAGAGACCCCAUAAGUGCUUGGACUGUGGGAAAAGUUUCAUACGGAGGUCAGACCUUACUCAUCAUCAGAGGAUCCACGCAGGAGAGAGACCUCACAAGUGCUUGGACUGUGGGAAAAGUUUUAUACGGAAGUCAGACCUUAUUCAACAUCAGAGAAUCCACACAGGAGAGAAACCUCACAAGUGCUUGGACUGUGGGAAAAGUUUCAGACGGAGGUCAGCUCUUUUUAAACAUCAUGCAUUACACACAGGAGAGGGAACCCAUAAGUGUUUAGUCUGUGGAAAAAGUUUUGUAUGGAGAUCAGACCUUGUUAAACAUCAGGUCUUCCACACAGGAGAGAGACCCCAUAAAUGUUUAGACUGUGGGAAAAGAUUCAUACGGAGGUCUGACCUUCUUAAACAUCAGAUAAUCCACACAGGAGAGAGACCCCAUAAGUGUGUGGACUGUGGAAAAAGUUUCAUACAGAGGUCAGACCUUCUUAAACAUCAGAUAAUCCACACAGGAGAGAGACCCCAUAAAUGUUUAGUCUGUGGAAAAGGUUUCAUAUGGAAGUCACGCCUUGUUAAACAUCAGAGAAUCCACACUGGAGAAAGACCCCACAAGUGCUUGGACUGUGUGGAGAUUUCACACAGAGAUCACACCUCAUUAAUCAUGAGAGAAUCCACACAGGAUCUAAAGUUCUCUGAGACAGGGACAGAAAGUGUUAAGGAAAUUGCACGUCAUUGACCUAGAUUCAACCUUUAGAGACAUGUUAGAAAAGUGUGUCCUUGUUAGGUAAAAAAGAGCUUUGAAAGGUAAACAUGUAUUGUUAAAGACAUGGAAGAAGAUGUUAACUGUAGUAGUCGUUGUUUAGCUAUAUCUUAUUAGGGGUUAACAAUGGUAAUAAACGGUUCUUGUCUAGGGCUGUAUUCUGUUAAUUCAAAGAUCAAAAGGGAAUAUUAACAUUUAGAUAAAACUUGAUUGUAAUAAUGUCCUUGUUUGUCUCCUGAAAGUUUGUGAUAAACUGUCUAUGAACUGCUUUAUGGAGAAUCACCUGAUGUUAAUCUAUGUUAAUUACCAGUGAUGAUUAGAAAAUAGAAGGUUACUUCAAAAGACUCUUGUUUAGCCAAGGACUGUGUGCUGUCAAGAUGCUGCAAAAAUGAUCCUUUCUUCUCUGACCUGCCUAAGCUUUAUUCGGUGGGGAGUGUGAGUUGGAAGACGGAGAUCUCCAGUCCCCUCUGGACCGCCCUGACAUUGAAAUUUGGACAUUGGACUAGAACUUGAUGAAAU